Molecule: messenger RNA, 2861 nt
Organism: Diprion similis
Lineage: Eukaryota; Metazoa; Arthropoda; Insecta; Hymenoptera; Diprionidae
Gene: lolal
Product: longitudinals lacking protein-like
Exons: 4
Coding region: 259-642 (127 amino acids)
Biological process (GO): regulation of transcription by RNA polymerase II
Cellular component (GO): nucleus
Molecular function (GO): protein binding
Source: RefSeq, a predicted model, not a curated record
AUGUAUAUAUAUAUAUGUUAUAAUUAAAUAAUCGUUCCGCUGCUCGUUUUUAAUCGCAACAAUAUUUUCGUCUGUUCGAAGGUGAAACCCAUAUAACAAAGUGUAAUUAAAUCCGGAUCAACUUUUCCCGACUUUUUUCACCUGAUUUCGAAGACUCACUUUGACGAGUUGAAGCAGCAGAGUUGACAGAGUUGCUGUUGGAUCAUUUUCACAGAUAAGCGAGUGUUGCGUCAAUAUAUUUGAACAAAAAUAAAAAAAAUGGCUGGAGAACAGCAACAGUUUUUCCUUAAAUGGAACGACUUCCAAUCUAACAUGGUGUCGUCAUUCAAACACCUCAGGGAUGAAAAAAGCUUCACAGAUGUCACCCUUGCCUGUGAAGGUCAAACCUGCAAAGCGCAUAAAAUGGUCCUCUCAGCAUGCAGCCCUUACUUUAAAUCAUUACUGGAGGAAAACCCAUCAAAGCAUCCGAUAAUAAUUCUGAAGGAUGUUGCAUACAGCCACCUUCAGGCGAUCCUAGAGUUCAUGUAUGCAGGUGAAGUAAACGUAUCGCAGGACCAACUGCCAGCGUUUCUGAAAACUGCUGACAGACUAAAAGUCAAAGGUUUAGCCGAAGCUCCUGGCGCCAUAAAAAGAGAGGGUUAAAUCCCUUUGAAUUAGUCACAGUGUUUUUCGAAAGCAUGCGGACUGAAAAAAUUGUAAUGUUACAAAGUGAUUCGUAAGCACAUACACAAGCAUUAUUGAAGUGUGUCUGGUUCAUGACUAGAAUCAACUUGACUUGUAUAUUGAAGUUUAUUCAUAUUUUUGUUUUCCUUAUUUUUAAUUGCAUUUACCUAGACAAUUAAUUAUAGAGUACAAGUGAAAUCGAUAAAAGUUGUUCCGCCCUGAACCAGUGUGCUGCAGACUACCAAACUGAUUAUUUUUUUAAAAUCGGAGUGCUACAGAGAUACAAAGAAAACACAAAUAAUAAUUAAAUAACAGAGAAGAAAUAUUAAAAGAGAAUAACAAAUCACGAUAGUUUAAUAUAUUGUUGUCCGCGGCUAUUUUGCAGAUUAAUUGAAAGAUUGAUAUUUUUUUCAAGUUCAUCUCACCACGCGUCGAAAUAAUUUAUUUUCUGCUUUCUUCACCUGGAUUCUUACCGCCUCUUCAGCAUAAAUUAAAUUCUUCCGGUUCAAUGAAUACUUUACUCAUAAAUCCCACAGUGAUCUACUAAAUUCGAUCUAGAAUUAUUGAAUCCAAUUAGGUAAUCUUCUCAUACUAAUCUUUUAAUAAGAAGUUUAUUAAGACAACUGUUGACGUUUUGAAAAUUGUUCCUUUCAAAUAUAUCUUCGACCUUUUCUGCUGCUAACAUCAGAACUUAUCAUGUCUGAACAUGAUAGCAAUCUAUGAAUAUGGAAUGAGAUUACCGUCAAUAAAUUUGCAAAAAAGCCGAUCUGUGUAUAAUGCUGAGCUUACCAUGGGAAACAACAUUACUUCUGAUAGUGGUCCACUUUUUGUAACGAAUUGUUCGAAGUGUGUGUUCCAUCGACAUUGAGGUGGAAAACAAGGGCAGUCAAACGUGGGUCUUGUGACUGAGUGGUUCGUCUUAUGGCUUGGCUACACUAUCGUUUUUACUAAAUUCAAUUGAAAGGGUGUGCAACGCCUACGUCAAACAAACCUGGCAUACCACUGUAUACAUUUGAGUAAACGAUUGUGAAGAAUCUGCUUCGUAUUAACGCUGCUUUGUUGACGAACAGAUUAUUAAUAUACCUUGAGUAUAAACGCUGUAGUUUUAGGUGAGACGCUAGGUGAAUCUGAACCGCAACAGUUUGGCUGCCCCUGAAUUGAACUAACAAUAAGUGAAGAAAGUGGCAGUUUGACUACUCUUGGUAAUCUUGGUAAUCCACUCAACCAAAUGCCGCCAGUAUUCUUGUGGCGUUUUUCACACUAUUACCGAUAGACACCAAACUUAUUUAUGAUAAUAAUAUAUUGUAGAAUGGUUAUUUCAGAGAACUGAAAAAAAGUUAACUGUAACGUACAUUUUUUACGAGCAUAUAAAGGGGCAUAAAAAGUAAUGGAAGGACAAAGAAAUGCUAGGAAAACUUAGAAAACGAAAAUACUGCAACCCUCGUUAUUGUGACCAAGUAGAAUUGUUGACUAGAAUUAAAAAUUGUAGAAUCUUCACAGUAUCUUUUGCAGUAAGUAAGAAAAUCUAUCCUAGAUUAUUUACAUCAGCCUGAUCUGCGUAUAUAAAAGACAGUAAAUAGAACGACACUUUUGUUCCAUGAAUACAUUCUUAAUAUACUAAGAAUAUUCUAUUAAAAUUGUCCUUCGCCAUCAAGGAAGGGGAUUCUACAGCCCAUAGAGUUGACUUAUCUGGCUUGGUGGCCACUUUUACAAAAUAUUCCGUGCACCUGAAACAGUUCUACAAGAUCCUAUUGUGGAAUAUUUGACACAGUUUUAUUACUCUCGUCAAAUCCACGUAGAUCUACUGAAAAUUAACUACAGUAUUACUUCAAAUUCAUACCGUUGGCUUGUUAUAAAUUUGCUGCUGCACACAUAGUGCUAAUGAUUAAUCCAAUCCGUUAGGCCUUGAAAUAUCGAAAAUCUCGCCAACAAGUACCUCUGUUUUAAACUUCCUUCCAUCAUUGUGCUUUUUUCUACUCAUUUCACAAAGAUGUAAGAUGAAUUUCGAAUUGAUAUUGAUCUUGUACGUCAAUUGACGAAUUUUGAAUUUGCAUAGAUACAUAGAAGUGUGAUUUCGUCUGCUUUAAUUUCUUUGGGGUUUUAAUUAAUUUUCACAGAAAAUUUCACUCUUGGAAUAAGUAUCAAAAUAAGACUUUGGUAAUAAUUACAAGUGAAUGAAAGAUAUACCACGAUUCGUU